Molecule: messenger RNA, 2086 nt
Organism: Motacilla alba alba
Lineage: Eukaryota; Metazoa; Chordata; Aves; Passeriformes; Motacillidae
Gene: PIGS
Product: phosphatidylinositol glycan anchor biosynthesis class S
Exons: 12
Coding region: 106-1770 (554 amino acids)
Biological process (GO): attachment of GPI anchor to protein
Cellular component (GO): GPI-anchor transamidase complex
Source: RefSeq, a predicted model, not a curated record
GCUGCCGCGCCUCGCACGCCGCGCCCAUUGGGUGCUUUAGGUAUUCUGAGUUCUGAUUGGCCGAGCUGGCUCAGGCCGCGCCCCCAGCGGGGCCAGGAAGUGAAGAUGGUGGCGGCGGCGGCGGCGAUGGCGGCGGAUGAGGCAGAGCGGGCGCGGGGCCGGCGCGCCGCCCUGUCCUUCGCGACCAUCGCCGUGGUGCUGGGACUGCCGCUGUGGUGGAAAACCACCGAGACCUACCGCGCCGCCCUGCCCUACGCGGACAUCGAUGGGCUCGGCCAGCAGCCGGUUCAGCUGGUGGUGCCCAUGGCCGUGGUCUUCGCCCCGGGAUCGGUGCCCGGGGACCUGCCGAGGCCGCUGCCCUUCAGGGACGUGCAGGAGAUGGAGAUUUCCGUCAACCUGAGAACCAGCGUCACGUCCCGCUAUGAGAUGCGCUAUCGCAGCACCACGGCUCAGGAGGAGGCAGCACUGGCUGCAGCGACUGCACGAGAGGCUGAUGCUGCUCUGUACCCGCUGCAGGACACCACCUUGGGCUCUCUGACCAUGUACGUGGUCCCUGAAACCUCCUCUCUCCUGCCUCAGGGCACCAGUGUCUACGUGGGGAAGCACCGCAGCGCCCUGGUGAGGGCUGGGGGGAGCCUGGCUGCCCUGCAGGCCCGGCUGCGGGAGGUGACACAGGUGAUGUCCUUCACGGCCAGCUCCAUCGCCGCCGCCCUCUCGGACCGCGUGCCCGACGGGCAGCUCGGCCCCGACGCGCGGCGGAACCUGAAAUCCAGCCUGGGGUAUGAGAUCACCUUCAGCCUGCUGAACCCUGACCCCAAGUCCCACACCGUGGACUGGGACAUCGAGGGGGCUGUGAACCGCUUUGUGAAGCCCGUCCUGGACAAACUGAGCUUGGUGGCCAACUUUUCUGUGGAUUCACAGAUCCUGUACUACGCCGUCCUUGGAGUGACACCACGCUAUGACAAGGAGUCCUCCAGCUUCCUCCUGAGUGCUCACAGCCUCCCACACGUCAUCAACCCCGUGGAGGCCAGACUGGGCUCCAGUGCUGCCUCACUCUACCCCGUGCUGAACUUCCUGCUCUAUGUGCCAGAGCGCUCCCACUCCCCUCUGUACAUCCAGGACAAGGAUGGAGCCCCAGUGAGCACCAACGCCUUCCACAGCCCUCGCUGGGGUGGCAUCAUGGUUUACAACGUUGAAGCCCCUGCUUCCCCCCAAGCCUCCCUCCCUCUGCAUGUGGAUGUGGACAUGGCACGGGUGAUGGAGGUUUUCCUGGCCCAGCUCCGGCUACUCUUUGGGCUGUCUCGGGAAGAGGUGCCCCCCGAGUUCCUGCUGGAAAGCCCAGGGAAUGAGGGGCUGGCUGACUGGGAGCUGGACCACCUGCUGUGGGCCCACACCGUGGAGAACAUCGCCACCGUGUCCACCACCCUGACCUCGCUGGCCCAGCUCCUGGACAAGAUCGGGAACAUCGUCAUCAAGGAUGAUGUUGCCUCUGAGGUGUACCGGGCCGUGGCCUCGGUCCAGAGCGCUGUGACCGAGCUGUCCCUGGGCCACCUGCUCGCAGCUUUCCAGGCCAGCAAGGAGGCUGUCACCUGCUCAGAGAGGGCUUUCUUUGACCCAUCUCUCCUCCAUCUCCUCUACUUCCCCGACGACCAGAAGUUUGCCAUCUACAUCCCUCUCUUCCUGCCCAUGGCUGUCCCAAUUCUCCUGUCCCUGGCCAAGAUUGUCCGGGAGACCAGGCUGCGUAAGAAGGAGCCCACCAAGAUGGACUGAGCGAUGGUGCCCUGGCUGGGGGCUGUCCCCACCCCGUGGGGUGGUGGUGUCACAGACUCAUGGCCCAGGAAGGCACCCCAGGGUCCAGGCCUGGCUGCUUGGCUUGGGUGUGCCAGGGCCAGGAUGCAGGAGUGGGAAGAGAGGCUGCUUUGGGAAGUGGGAAGGGGUCUCAAUUUGGGUGCUGAGCCCUCCUGCACCCACAGAGGCUGAGAGGGGAGGGACGGUGCUCUCUUUGUGCACCCCCAGCUUGGUGCUGUGUUCAGAAGAAGCUGCUGUGUAAAUAAAGAACCCCCUGUUCUCUGGGGGGCUGAUGUGG